This is a messenger RNA of Rhipicephalus microplus (southern cattle tick), 2380 nucleotides long. It is a transcript of the gene Dera, whose product is annotated as deoxyribose-phosphate aldolase. Gene Ontology annotation, cellular component: cytoplasm. Lineage: Eukaryota; Metazoa; Arthropoda; Arachnida; Ixodida; Ixodidae. The record is from RefSeq and is a predicted model, not a curated record. Gene Ontology annotation, molecular function: deoxyribose-phosphate aldolase activity. Gene Ontology annotation, biological process: deoxyribonucleotide catabolic process; carbohydrate catabolic process.
ACCGCGCUGGGCUGUUUGAUAUCUUAUCGCCGUUGCCUUUGCGUGUGUGCCGCGGUUUGUCACGCCGCUGGCGUAAAAACGGGCUUUAAAACGGGUGCUGGCGAUUACACUUUCAACCAUACCAAACACUAAGUUUGCAACUUUCUUGGCGCGAAAAUGGGACCUCGCAAUGACGGCUGCAAGUUCGACCCCGAUUUAAUCGCCGGAGUGGAGGUCAACCUGCCGGCAACGUUGCGGCGGGCUUCACUGCUUGGCACACAUCGAUGUGUGAAGAAGGAAUUUCAGGCGGGUUGGCUGUUACGUGCCAUCACGUGCAUCGAUUUGACCACACUGUCGGGAGACGAUACCUACAGCAACGUGUAUCGACUCUGCUCCAAGGCCUCUCAUCCUCUCAGGGAGGACAUCCUCAAAGUUCUUGAUGUGCCUAAGGAAGACGUCACAACUGGAGCUGCAUGUGUCUACCCGGCAAGAGUAUCCGACUGUGUGAAAGCAUUCCAGGCUAUUCGGCCUCCCAAAAACAUUCCGAUAGCUGCUGUGGCAACUGGAUUUCCUUCCGGCCAGUAUUCACUGCUGACUAGACUACAGGAAAUAGAAUAUGCGGUGGAGUCUGGUGCCAGUGAAAUUGACAUUGUCAUUAACCGUACUGCAGCAUUGACAGGAGACUGGGAAACUGUUUACAAUGAAGUUUGUGCCAUGAAGAAAGCAUGUGGAGAGGCCCACCUAAAAACAAUCCUAGCCACAGGAGAGCUGGGAUCACUUCGAAAUGUUUACACUGCCAGCAUGGUCUGCAUGAUGGCUGGAGCUGAUUUUAUAAAGACUUCAACUGGAAAAGAAGGAGUCAAUGCUAUCCUGCCUGUUGGAAUCACAAUGGCUAAGGGCAAUAUGGGACUACUUACACGGACUACCAAAAUCAAGGUCGGAUUUAAGCCCGCAGGGGGCAUCAGAACAGCUAAAGAUGUGCUGCUCUGGCAGUUUCUCAUGAAGGAGGAGCUGGGAGAUGAUUGGCUUUUCCCUGACCUGUUCCGCAUUGGUGCAAGCGGACUGUUGGGCGACAUUGAGCGCCAACUUUUCCACUAUGCUACAAAGCGCUACGCCUCACUUAGCGAAAUGCCUGCUUGUUAGUUGUGCUAAGAAAAGAUUACAUAGUGGCAGUAUUUCAUGUAGUUUCCUUGCAUCUUUAGGAUGCAGGAAGUUUCGUGUGCCUUCCAUUCCUACCUGUUCACAGUUGAUUUAGUUGUGUUACUGUUCUAGAAAAGUUAUUUGGUCUUGUUUUCUGUGUGCUGUUACACAAAAGUUUGUCAAAUGUCCUUGCAACAGAAAAAGUGUAUAACAACUCGGUUUCCUCAUGCCUAGAAAACUAAUACACUGAAUAUCAGUUGCAUACAAUACCAGUACAUUCAGAAAAUCGGAAUUUCUGGUUACGAAAUCUGUCUUGUUGAACGUUAUUUCAAAGGCUUCUUAUGCUAACUGUAAAGGAUGUAGACCAGUGUCAGUGUGACAUUCAAGCAUGCUGUUUUAGAACAUAGUAUUUCUGCUGUGUAUAAGUGAAAUGUUAAUCUUUCUUGUAGGCUCUAUUUCAAAGCAAAUUUGUUUUCUAUCUAAAGCUGUCAGUUCAAAUCGAAGAUAGCCAACAUAGACUUCAGUUGGGCGAGAAAACAGCUGGCACAAGAAUUCACCGAAUGAAUUCGCACCUGUUAAAGUACCUGAAGUGGCAAUAAAAUACCUUUAGUUUUGUAAGGACAAAUGUCGCUAUUAUCUUGGAUAAACAUAUUUGCAACAUUCAUGGCUGCUGCUGGUUAAGAUGCUCUGCCGCUUAUCCAAAAGGCACAGCUUCAAUUCAGUUGUGGUGAUCACAUUUAUAUGAAGGCCCAUGUAAGUACGAUGUGAAUGAAUGUUGAAGAACUUAUGGUGGUUACUAUUAGAGACCACUAGCUUGUACGCAUGCUUUGAAACGUUUCCGUGUUACCGCAAUACUUGGCUGAAUUUACCGUAACACAUGUUUGAGCAAAGUCCUAGCUCCCCAUGCGCAAAUGUUUACGUACGUACGUAAAGGUGCAUAUCUUUACACCUGCUAAAACCACGAAAUGAUGAAGAUAACACCAUUUAAACUCGAUUUGAUUUAGAUAAGAUUUAAUCAUUGCUUCAGCAAAAUAAUGAGAGGUUUUUAGUAUGUUCAAUGUCUUGAUAUAUGCAAAAAGUGUAACAGUACCCAGUUAACAUUUUAUGAUGCUUCGUGCAAUCACAUUAAUGCUCACAUUUGUUAUUGCUUAGUCGCCCUACUGUUUAUCAAGGAAAAAUAAUCAUAAAGACAACACAUUCGUAUAUUUAUACUGCUGCAAGGCAUAUACAUACAAAAAGUGUAAUGCACGAUGCUUCUGCA